CACAGAGGGACCGGUUACAGGUCUAGUCAAGUCCUCGCAUCCACUGAAGCGGAGAAGCGGUCCCGCUCAGACUCGGAACUGUCAAAAACAUGAACCGUUAUAAAAGAUUCGAACGUUGACCCACUCGUCAUUCAUCUCAAGACUGUCCAUUUGCAGAAGAAUAAUGCCCCGAGACAAAUCUCCUCCUGAUACCGUCGGCAUCCAGGCCACCUCCCAGCAGACGCGCUUUGAUAUCAACGAAGACACCGCUUCCACAGAUCUCGACCUUCAUGCUGUCAAUAUCUCUAUCGGAAAAAGAGAUAUUCUCAUGGAUUCUCAUCUCAAGUUAUCCCCCGGCGUUCACUAUGUUCUCGUGGGACGUAAUGGUGUCGGAAAGUCGACGCUCAUGCGUGCCAUUGGCGAGAAGUUCAUUCCUGGUAUCCCAAAGUCUAUACGAGUACUGUUGCUGCAACAAAGCUACAAUCCUGCCGUCGAUGGAGGUAAAGAAGAUAUAACUGUUUUGGAGUUCGUCGUGCAAAGUGAUACGGUCAGGACAGAAGCUUUGCGAAGAAGUGGCUUACUCCGAAAAGCACUUGACGAUUACAAUGAUCCUGGUGCCGCUGUAAGGGUAGUGAGGGAGUUGAAACACGAGGAUCACCUGAAACAACUCAACGAUGCGAGGAAGACCGCCCAGUUGAGAAGUGGUGCCCGGGGACUCAAGGCUAGAAAAGAACUGAAGACCUUGGAAGCCCAAGUAGAGGAAGAAGCCGCUAGGUUACAAGAUUUAAGUCUCCAUACAGUCGCCGAAGAGACGAAUGAGGCAGUCAUGAUGCUCGCAGAUAUUGACGCUGCUCUUGAAGCGAUGUCUGCCUCAACCGCUGAAGUACGCGCUACAGACCUUCUACUUGGCCUCGGCUUCGGCUCCACUGCUAUAUCUCAACCCUUAAAAUUCCUUUCGGGCGGUUGGUACAUGAGAACAAUUCUUGCAUCCCUACUCUUCCAACCCUGCGAUAUCCUCCUUCUCGACGAGCCCACCAACUUCCUAGAUAUGCCGUCUCUUCUCUGGCUAGAGGCGCACCUUCAGGAGAGAACAGAUACCACCAUUCUCCUCGUUUCACAUGACCGAACUUUUUCGGACUCCAUCGCAGAUGAGAUCAUCGUCCUGCGCGAUUGCAAGCUCGAGCGGUACCCAGGAAAUCUGUCGGCCUACGAGGCCACACGUUCCGAGCAGAAGAGGCGUCUCACUCGUUUAAAGGAAGCACAGGACAGACAAAAAGCUCACAUGCAAGACACCAUAGCUGGCAACGUUCGUGCAGCCAUCGUGUCCGGUGACGACAAGAAAUUAAAGCAAGCCGCAUCUCGACAGAAGAAGCUCGAUGAGAGGAUGGGCAUACAGGUCGGGUUGAAGGGCGGGAGAUUCAAGCUCAAUCGAGAUUUGGCAGGCUACCACACAAACAUGCGAGCAGAGAUUGACAUACCUCAGGAUGACGUCGCCGCCAAAAUCACCAUUCCAUCCGAACUCCCCGAGCUCAGAUUUCCCGGAGCAUUACUCUCCGUGGAGAACCUGACUUUUAAAUACAAGCGAGUGGCCACACCCACACUUAAUAAUAUCAAACUGACAGUCCAUCUUGGUGAUCGAAUUGGACUGGUUGGUCUCAAUGGGGCGGGUAAAUCCACCCUUGUCUCUUGCCUCGUUAAUCGACCCCAUUCAAAUGGUCAGAUCACAAAAGGAACGGUCAACUGUCAUCCGAAAGCGCGUAUUGGCUACUUUUCUCAAGCUCAAGUUGAAGAGCUCCCUCCAUCACGCACUGCGCUCGAGCUGACGAUGGAGGCUCAUGGAAUUGACUCGGAACGCGAAGCUCGUGCUGCUCUUGCUUCCAUGGGUCUAACCGGCAGAGCAGUUUCUGACAUCCCGAUAAAGAAACUUUCGGGAGGGCAGAAGGUGCGAGUUGCCCUGGUUCAAAUUCUUCAUCCUAGCACCCCACAUCUCCUCGUCCUGGACGAAGUUACGACGCAUCUAGAUUCAGAGAGCGUUGUGGCACUCGCGAAGGAGCUCCGAGCUUUUGAAGGGGCAGUCGUGAUCGUGAGCCACGACCGAUGGCUGAUCCGGAACGUCAUUGAGAAUGAACUGGAGGAAAGUAGUAGUGAGGACGAGUCUGAUGGGAGAGCUAGGUCUUUGGCAACGUCUUCCAAUAGAUUGAGGAAGGUGUGUAUGGUUGGGAAAGGGGAGGUUAAGGAACUGCUUGGUGGUGUGGGAGAAUUUGAAAAGAAGGUGAGGAAUCAGAAGAAGAGGAAGCGUGGAUGAUUGUGGGAGGUGAUGUAUGAUUUCUUACAUUCUCAAUCUCCCCUUUUUCACGGAGACACGAAAAGAAUGACAAAGUUGUUUCUACCUCACUUCCUGUACCUUCGCCUCUCAUUUGCCAGACCUCGUGAUCAAGAGGGAGUUGCAGCGUCAAACUUGCUUAGGGUGGUUCCAGGCGGGGCCCAGUGUUCAUUUGGCUUGAUGGUGUGUAUCUGUGGUAAAAGGAACAAAAUCACAACUCCAACCGGCGAUGAAUCCGGCUCGAAAAUGGCGUUCGACUAUUUCUGGCUUUGAAAUUUGACUGCUCGCAGCUUCGAGAAACGAGUCAUCCAAACAGGUCCAAUAGCCACACGGUGCUUCGUUCAUCUACUUCGAUCUCUCCAUAGUGAACGGAAGAUAUUGAAAACCGUAGAUAGUCGAGUAAGUGACCCUUCAAGUUAUCCAUAUCAGGCUUGCCUUGGGCUGAGCAAGUUUUCGCUAUCGUACGAGCGAGUCUUGCCGAAUGCGAGGCCACACGCGAAAGGUACUGCUAGUCAGGCCUAGGGGAACUUCCAUCUAACGUUCGAUCAGUGCUUUGGAGCCAAUUUGGAGCGACGCCGCGUGGUGUGGUGUGGUGACUGGUUUCGAGCCUUCCUCUGCGCCUUUCGCCUCAAGUCAACAGUAGAACAAUCGACUCACGAUGGGUGCUUUUCUUGGAGAGCAACCGAUGGUCAUUUUGUUUUAACCUGAGUGCUUCCAACUUGAAUUCGGCCAAGCCUGAAAAAGUCUACGGGUUCUCUGGAAGGCUUAUAUCCGGAGCACAAUUCCAAUAAUUCACUCCUGAAGAUCGGAAGUCUCCGCCAUUCGUGUCAACGUACUCCCGUUAUCAAGUCAAGGAUUUUGGAGUUUCGCAACUCCUGUAAGGCACGCGUUUUGGUCUUUGUACUGCGAGAUCAAUAAUAACCGGCGAACACGUCGGAU
This is a messenger RNA of Marasmius oreades (fairy-ring Marasmius), 3241 nucleotides long. RefSeq lists its product as uncharacterized. The coding region runs from base 164 to 2284 and encodes 706 amino acids. The transcript is spliced from 6 exons. The record is from RefSeq and is a predicted model, not a curated record. Lineage: Eukaryota; Fungi; Basidiomycota; Agaricomycetes; Agaricales; Marasmiaceae. Gene Ontology annotation, molecular function: ATP binding; ATP hydrolysis activity.